AAUUGUUCUGCUGACAUUCCGAUUCAGCAAUCCUCCGUCGCCUAGAAUGGGUGUUCAACCGCCCUUCAUCUACGACAAACCCAGCCAUUACAACUUUGCAAAUCCGACUAGCCGUGCAUUCAAUCCAAAAGCUGCAACUGAAGCAUCAUGGGCUCCAACGACUUCCAGACCAAAGCAAACGGGUCCGUUGAUUGACUUCAACAAGCACCCUGAUACUUAUGUAGUAGUCCCUUAUGGCAACCUCAACGCGAAACCAAUGCAUCCCAACACAGAGCAGAGAGUCACCAGGGCCCGACAGGUUCAGCUCUUCCUGAGAGCAUGCGGCGUGUUAGGUGCUCUUGGGAUACUCUUCUGCGUCAUCGCCAUCAACAAGACUUCCACGACUGUCGGAUGGAUUAUUCGAGCUGCCCCUGCUAUUGCAAUCCUUCACACGAUCUACGGAAUCCACCACCUCUGCCGAGCUGCCACCGGACGAACUCCUACUUCGACCGCCAGCUAUAUGAUAUUCGCGGCUCUCGUUGACACAUCAUUGAUACCUUUCCUCGUCUUCUCUGCGUGGUUGUCUUAUGCAGAUUACACGAACAAUACAUAUGGAUGGAGUACAUUGUUCAAUGAAGACGCAAUAACAUACAAGAUCAUUCAUGCUCUGUUCCUGCUAUCAUGCAGCGAAGGUGGCAUUAUUCUUGUUUCUCUCGUCUUGGACAUCUACUUGGGCAUGAAGUUCAAGCAAAUCGCCAGACUGCCUCCCGACAUGAACCCUCUCGAGCCCAACCUCACGUCAAGACACAAACGAAACAAAUCCGAAGGCAUCACGGAAAAGAACAUGAAAGCUUCAGCAUUGGUGGCUAAGAACGAGUUCCGGGAAUCAGGGUCGAAAAGAAUCCCAUUUAUCCAUACUCGGACCGAUUCGGCUGAUAGCGUCACCCUGUAUGGCAGUGACAGUGCGCGCAAUUCUAGGGUAGAACUACGCAAAGAGAUAAUCGACAAUGAGAAAGACCCGUGGCGAUGGUCAAGGUCUUCCUCACCUGAGAAACCUAAUUCCGUUGUCAACCCAUCUCCGAAUUCGCGUCCAGCUGGUACUGGUCUCGAUGUCCGCCCUGGACGCUCAUUUGGACUUUCAAGACCUUCUUCAUGGCUCUCGUACGUCGACUACGAGGGUGUGCCUGUUGGUCUUAGCGAAGAAGCCGAGGCCGAGCUAGACCACGAAGUCCAACCUAUUUCUCCAGUGUCGACAUUCUCUCCUCCACGAGAUGAGCCACGCCACAAGAUGCAAGAUGAACGAGAGAACUGGUACAAGGGCUCGCCCCCACGCAACAUGCAGCUGCAAGUACCCAACAACAGCAGUCCUAUGUCGAACAAAUCGAGCAGAUCCAGCCUGCACCAAACAAUGCAGAUGCCCCCUCCGCAGCUACCACCCAACAAGAGAAGUCGUGAGCCGCUUAAUAUGAACCCUCCCUCACCUACUCGCGGGCAAUACAAGGCUCAGAGCAUGUACUCCACACCAGCAAUGGCUACUCCAGUCGCCGAAGUACAUGUUGCGAGGGUGGUGUUACAGGAUGCUGAUGGUAACGCUCAAGAUCGACCGAAUAUGGGCCCCAGACCGGCAAGCUUUGUCGGAAGUGGCGGAAAAUCUCGAUUCUAUGGUAGCCUGCGGUCUUCCAUUGGCUCGAUCACUUCGCAGCAGGAUAAGAAAGACGCAAAUGUUUCCGUGCACGAGAUCCGAGAUACCUAUGAGAGGACAAGAACAAUGCAGUCAGAGAGUGACUACAGCAGUGCCAAUUUCGAAGUCUAUGCCUCUGACAGUGAGGAAGACGACAAGGUCCGCGCUCAAGUUGGCCAUGCGCCGCAAGGUCAGCAAGGUCAAUGGAACGGAGCUCGUCAAACUUCCAACACUACUGGCUACAACCUUGAUGGAGGCUAUGCUGGUCUGAGUUCCGAGUUUGGCGCAGGUAUGGGACGGAGACGUGAUGUUAGUGGAAAAAUGGCAGAAGAAGGCCGUGCUUCGCCUCCAAAGAACGGAGCAGCGGGCUGGGAGAGAUUCAAAGGACUAUAGAUUGGGACAACGGAACCAUGGGAAAAAAUGAACAUGAUCUGGGAGUUAUGGUUGGAAUGGAAUGAGGAGUUUUAAUGAGUUGUAGGGACGGAGACUCGGACAGGCAACAAGACCUGAUCAUGACAACAGGAUGGAUGUCUACUAAGCAACGAUUAGACUUGCUACAUAUUAAGAAUGCAAGUGUACUUUGUUGGGAA
This is a messenger RNA of Exophiala viscosa, 2250 nucleotides long. RefSeq lists its product as uncharacterized. Bases 47 to 2053 code for a protein of 668 amino acids. The transcript has 2 exons. Lineage: Eukaryota; Fungi; Ascomycota; Eurotiomycetes; Chaetothyriales; Herpotrichiellaceae. The record is from RefSeq and is a predicted model, not a curated record.